AUCAAGCAGCGAUGGCGUGUUCAAGCACAAAGUAUGCAAAUAUGACCAUCAAAGACCUUAAAGAUGAAUUAAAAAAAAGAAAUGCGCGACUUUCUGGUCGUAAAAAAGAAUUAUUUGAAAGACUAAUUGCCUAUGAUAGAAACCAGAAUUUUGGACAGACAGAAGAUUUAGAGCCCGAAUAUAGGAUGACGUUACCUGACCCAUUAUCGUACUUUGAUGUAAAUGCCGACUCUACGUUUUCUGGUACUACACUUGAGAAACUGACAAGUUACCUGGCCAAAUUUGAUAAUCAAUUAGACAAUAAAGUAAAGCGGUUAUAUAAUGAACGAACAAUUCGGUAUUUCAAAAUAUCCUAUGAUAAUGAUUUAACUUAUGUUGCCUCUAGUUGCUAUGCUGAAUACAGGACAGGAAUUUCAUACGAGAUGAUUUGUUACUUGACAGAAGUGUGUCUAUAA
Molecule: messenger RNA, 455 nt
Organism: Saccostrea echinata
Lineage: Eukaryota; Metazoa; Mollusca; Bivalvia; Ostreida; Ostreidae
Exons: 2
Coding region: 12-455 (147 amino acids)
Source: RefSeq, a predicted model, not a curated record